AUGAGGAUGAAAACAAAAUGAAAGCUGGUAGAGAGAGCAGGAAAGGGCAAGUGGACGUGUGCCUUGAGAAGAAAUUCAGUGCCCCAGAGCAAGAGCCAUUGACUGCUCCAGACCUCAUACAUCAUACAGCAGCUCGUGAAGGCCACAUCGGCAAGGGAAAUGCAGUG
This is a messenger RNA of Podarcis lilfordi (Lilford's wall lizard), 167 nucleotides long. The record is from the annotation of a GenBank genome assembly. Lineage: Eukaryota; Metazoa; Chordata; Lepidosauria; Squamata; Lacertidae.